UGCAUCCCCCAGGCCUUUCUUUACUGUUGGGAGAGAUGGAGGCUUAUGUUGGCUGCCUGUGCAUUGGCAGGGGCCUCACAGAGCCGAGUCACCCAUGAGCAGGCAGGAAGAGAAGGAUGCCGAGCUGGACCGGAGGAUAGUUGCCCUUCGAAAGAAGAACCAGGCCUUACUACGUAGGUACCAGGAGAUCCAGGAAGACCGGCGGCAGGCCGAGCAGGGGGGCAUGGCCGUGACCACAGCAGAAUUCCUCCAGCCUGAUGGCCUCACUGUCACUAUCAGCCAGGUUCCCGGUGGGAAGCGGGUGGUCAGCCGGAACUGGGCAAGACCCCUCAGACCUGGAGCAGCUGACGAGAUGCUUGAGGAUGAGGGAGGGGAUGACCACACUGGUGCUUUCUGUCUGGGGGAGCGGGUGGAGCUGGCUGUGACCAUGGAAAACAAAGCCGAGGCCAAGCGGAUCGUGAGUGAGAAGCCCAGCAGAGCAAGGAACCAGGUCGCAGAAGAGUCACGUGGAAGGGGCUUGGGCCAGACCCCCUCCAUGCAGAUGCCCGUCAGCUCGGAUUCUGCACGGAAAGGUACUCGGGAGUCCCAGAGUCCAGGACUGGUCCCAGGCUCGGUUCCUCACUGGCCCAUGGGGGGACCCUUGGAGGUGGGCUGGGACUAUACCCAGUGGAAGCAGGAGCGGGAACAGAUCGACUUGGCUCGUGUGGCCAGGCACAGAGACGCACAGGGUGACUGGCGUCGGCCGUGGGACCUGAACAAGACCAAGCCCACGCUACAGGACUCCAGCAAGCCUCGGGAAGAGGGCCUGGCCAGGGUGGGCGGCACCAGGGGUCCCAGGAGCCACCGGAAAUCACAACCCCCACCACUGUCCCUUGAUGGUAAAGGUGGUACUACUCGGGGUGGGCAACCCAGCAGACCCUCAGUGGUGUCGGCCACACGAAGCAAAGCCCAGGGGACAGAGAGGCUGACCGGCAGGGCCCGCAGGUGGGAAAUGAAGGAAGUCAAGGAGGAGCCGCAGAACCAGGAGGGAAGUCAAAGUACCAGAAAGACCUGGAGCAAGGAGGAACAUUCACAGGAGCAGAGCCCGACGGAGCUGGGCCGACGCACAAGUGCCCCAGCAACUAGCCCAGCCCCAGGAUCCCCAGGGGGCCCAAAAAGGGAAUCAGGAGCCUCCAUAGCCAGUCCAAACCCUAGCUCUCCACAAAACACUGACUUAGUUCCCCUUGACCUUUCUCUUGGAGGGGCCAGUAGCCCUGGGUCUGGGGAGAGUAUGUGUGCACUCACUCUAAGGCCUGGGGCCCAGGAGAACCCAGUGUCCUCGCCACCACCAGAUGGUUCUGAGCAGAUCCUGGGGUGUAAUGACACCCAGGCUGAGCCAGAAGUACAGCCUAGUUCCGAGCCACAGGGAGAAGCAAGGCCCCUAGAGCCCAGAGAAGACAGGUCUGGCAAGGCUGGGGCCCAGCAGGCCUUGGCACCACGAAGCAGGCCGCCCAGAGGAAUGGGCCAAAGGGCAAGGAGCACAAGAGGUAUGAAAAGCAGGACAGGAGGGCCUGGCCCUGCAGGAAGAUGCUGAGUAAAACUCCUGGGAGCACAGGGGCCAGGCUGGGGAGAGGAAGAGGGAAGAACACAGGCGGGAGUCUGGCGUGGGAUGGGUGUGUGGAUGCAGGUGGCUUGUGGCUGUCUGGCUGCACAGCUGGGCAAACUCUCCAUGGGGGGACACUGGGAGGGCAAGGAGCUGUCCUUCCUUACACCUCAUGGGCACAUUCCCUAGGCAUGUACCAUGUAUAGGUGUGUUUGUACCUGCAGGUAAAGGUCUUGGUAUAGUCCUAUGCCACGCCUGGUCUCUGAGACUGGUGAGCCCCGUCUUGGGUCUGUUGCCACCCGGACCACUAACUUCUUCCCUGCCAUGGCAAGGUGAGGCUCAGAUGCACUCAGCACCUGGCACUCCAGGCCUCUCUCACCCCGAGGCCUGGCUUCUCUUUCCACCUGUGGCUUUGGCUCCUUGGGUGUAGGCAGCCUCAGGAGCCAGCAGGCCCAGUCUAGGCCUGGGCUCCUUCCCCUGCCUCUGCCUUGCACCCAGGUGACUCACAGCCCCACACUCCCAGGAUGGUGAAACCAGGGGAACCUCAGCCAUCAGCUGUCAGCCUCUGGCCUUUCUGCAAGAGAAGACCGAGGCUCGAAGAAAGGGAGGCCACAGCAGGUAGGGACUGAGCUGGAGACAGAAGAGCAGAGCCUCCGCCAAAGAGAGAGUCCCUGGGAAGGCCUCCUCUCUAAAACAGCCUGGGGUUGGGUGGGGAGAGGACAGCCUCUUCUCCCACGGAAGGAUGGGAGGGUUCAGAAUCAGGGAUACCCUCCCCCAUACCCAGGCCAGACAUCAAGUAUACCAUCAAGACAGCAUUGAGUCGGUGCAGAGGGCAGCCCAGGGCCAUUUCCUGCCAUCUCCUACUUCCUCUUCCCCGCCAUCCCCCUGCACUACCGGCACACCAAAGCAAGGACUCAGACAAGGGACAGAGAAAGGGGCUCUAUCUAGCUCAGUACAACUUCGGAACUUGUCUUUCCUACUUGGUCUCCGUUCCCUCCCCUCCCCUGAGGCCCACGGCUGGUGAAUUAUUCAGACUCCACACAAGCUGUGGCUUCCUCUCUAUUCAACAAACAUUUCCUGAGCACCCACCAGCAGCAGUGCAGCCGGUGGGCGAUGGUGACUCUGCCAGCAAGAGGGAGGGAGAAACCCAGGCAUCCAGCAGAUCUAGGCGGCACAGCAGGCAACUUUCUUGGCUGUAAGAGCCUGCUAGGAGCUGGAGAUGGUGGUAGGAGCCCAGAGAAUCAUCUCACCUCUGCUUGAAAAGGCAGGUGCCCCUUCCCCUCUCACUACCCAUGAAUCUCCCCAUGUGGCCCCCCUGCUCCCCUCCCCUUUGGCCCUGCCAUGGCUCGUCCUCCCUGCUGGGGGUCCCGGGCCUCCCCAGCCUCUCUGGCUUCUCUAGGGAGUGUCUAUAUCAUCCCCAAGUGUUGUCCUGUCAAAGUGAGGGCUGAACUGUGGGGUCACAGCUUCCUCACGGGCUCCUGCUCUGCCCUCCACCCCUUCUACUCAGGAAGCAUGAGUAGGGGGUGUCUUUUCAGCAGAUCAGUGUGCUCCUUGCGCAUUAAGGUGCAGAGUAAUGCAGAUUCUAAUUCUGUAAGGUCUGUGGUGGGCCUAGAAAUGUGCACUUCUAAUAGGCUCCUGGAGAUACCUAUGCUGCUCGUUCUUGGACCACAGGUUGAGUAGGAAGGGUUUGGGCUAGAAUAUAUGGAGGGCCAGGGGCAGACUGAGGACUUAUUGCUGGCUCUAUCGGGGACCUGGUGAGGGCUGCCCCUGCCAGGUGGGGGCUUCCUGGCUUCAGAGUUGGGUGGGAAGCUGAGGCACCUGGGAAGACACUCUAAGAGGCCAGUGAGUGGGUGAUGCCAACUUCCUGUAGUGGGGAGUGAGGAAGUUGCUUGGGAAUGGGAUGAGGUGAAGGGGGUGGAAGAGGUUGGUAUGGGGUUGGAGGAAUUUUUUUAAAAAAGAUUUU
Messenger RNA from Enhydra lutris kenyoni (northern sea otter), 3545 nucleotides. RefSeq names its product chromosome unknown C15orf52 homolog (gene CCDC9B). Bases 95 to 1573 code for a protein of 492 amino acids. The transcript has 11 exons. The record is from RefSeq and is a predicted model, not a curated record. Lineage: Eukaryota; Metazoa; Chordata; Mammalia; Carnivora; Mustelidae.